CGAUUAAGACCCACGAUCGACAUCUCCCUUCUUACGGAAUGGCUGUCCUUUUGCGGCAGACACCACAAAACUUGUGCGCAGCUCAACCCGGUAGUCCCCCAGGGAUUUCGUGUUAUAGACUGCUCGACGGGCUCGACAGUGCCGGUGGCAUGGGAAGAGGUGGCCUUUCCGAAGCACUACGUGACCCUCAGCUACGUAUGGGGAACAGACCAGGCUGGAGUUGAAAGCUCUGGAGGCACGAUUCCAGAACCGCCACCGAGGACCAUCAAUGAUGCCAUCUCUCUGACGAACAGCCUUGGGUACCGGUAUCUCUGGGUCGACCGAUACUGCAUACCGCGGGAUGACGCCAAGGUCAAACAUCUACAGAUUCAAAGCAUGGAUGUCAUCUAUCAGCACUCUGCCCUCACUAUUAUCGCCGCGGCAGGGGAGAAUCCGCAUCACGGGCUGCCUGGUGUUGGAACAACACCAAGGAAAGUGCAGCCAUCGGUAACCAUUGGGUCACGAACUCUGGCGUGGGUGCCAUUCAAGAAGCACGAAAUUCUGAAGUCCAAAUGGAACAGUCGCGGCUGGACGUAUCAAGAGGGCUUACUUGCCAGAAGGAGGCUUGUGGUUACGGAUAUGCAGGUCUACUUCCAGUGUCAAGCAAUGCAUUGUGCGGAAAGCAUCCAGGCACCCCUUAAGCCCUUGCACACCCAAAACAAGGACCGGAUGCGGGACGCGGUUAACAUGUCCCGGGUUUUUCCUCUCCAUACCGUAGGAAGAAAUCCGGCUGCCCUGAGGGACAGAAUCGGCGAGUUCCUUCAACGAUCUCUAACCUUCGAAGCGGAUAUUCUAGACGCCUUUAGGGGCGUUCUGGCGGCUUAUGAA
Molecule: messenger RNA, 867 nt
Organism: Parathielavia appendiculata
Lineage: Eukaryota; Fungi; Ascomycota; Sordariomycetes; Sordariales; Chaetomiaceae
Product: HET-domain-containing protein
Exons: 1
Source: RefSeq, a predicted model, not a curated record